GCUCCACAUGAGCUGACAUCAUCUUCAAUGGUGUGCCGACAGAUAGGGAAAUCACAUCUGGAAAAAACGCUUCUAUGGCUGAAAAAUAUUCCUCUACCACCCUCGCGAAAUACCUUGAUGGAGAAUUCUGGGAAGUUAAGGAUCAAAUUAGGAGAGAAAUCUCCAUCUGUGAAUUGUUUCAAUCAAACAGUUACGACCUCACUCUGGACGAGACAAGGGACUUGACAGUCGAGAGACUCCACUACUUUUUAAAACUGCCACUGAUACGAAGCCAGCUCAUAGACCAGGUAAAGGAAGAUGGCCAGAGGGGCUUUCUGGCUAAAAGCCUGGGAAUCACAGAGCUUCUGUGCUCUGCAGAUAUGGCAACUGGAGUAAAGUUGGGUGUCGUUUGUGGACUAUAUGGGGGUGCCGUCACCAACCUAGGGAGCUCAGUGCAAAAGGAGCGGUGGUACUUACCUGUGUCGGAGCUGAAGUUUACUGGGAUGUUUGCCAUGACCGAGAGAGGGCACGGGAGCAAUGUCCGUGGAAUCCUGACUGAAGCCCAUUAUCAACCUUCCACUCAGGAGUUCAUCAUCCACACACCAUGCGAGGAUGCUCAGAAGAUGUACAUUGGCAAUUCAAUGAAGGGAAACUUUGCCGCUGUGUUUGCUCAGCUUACUGUAAAUGGAGAGUCUCAAGGUCCGCACUGUUUCGUGGUCCCCAUCCGAGAUGAGGACAAGACCAUGCACCCUGGAGUCACCGCUAUUGACAUGAAGCACAAGGAAGGCCUUCAUGGAGUUGACAAUGGGAUACUGAUAUUCAACAAAGUUAGGAUACCACGGGAAAACCUUCUUAACAAGUUUGGUACAGUUUCUGAGGAUGGAGUGUACUCCUCUCCGAUUCAGAGCAAGAGCAGACGCUUCAACGCCAUGCUGGCGGCUCUGACACCCACGCGCCUCGGCCUCACUGUCCAGGCCAUGGCAGCCAUGAAGUUGGGGCUCAUCAUUGCAGUACGCUACAGUCACAGUCGGAGACAGUUUGGGCCCAAGGACCAGGAUGAGGUGAAGAUCAUCGAGCACCAGACCCAGUACCUGAGACUCAUGCCACACCUGGCCGCUGCCCUGGCGCUCACCUUCACCACCAGGUAUGCAGCACGGCUGAUAGACGAUGCCCUGUUUGCGGGUCAGGACCUUCAGAGUGAUCGCUCCCUGCAGGCUCUAGUGGCCGGCCUGAAGGCCUACAGCACCUGGGAAAACUUGGCAUGCCUUCAGGAGUGCCGCGAGUGCACAGGGGGCAUGGGCUUUAUGAUGGAGAACAGGAUCCCAGCUCUGAAGUGCGACUCCGAUGUCUUUGUGACAUUUGAAGGAGACAAUGUGGUCAUGCUACAGGUGGUGGUGCGUGAGCUGCUCAGCCAGUACACCAAGCAGCUAGGCAACAACGUUGUGGCCGGCCUCAUCAGAACCUGGACCAGUUCCGCCUCAGACAGCCUCAGAACCAGUUUCCUUGGCUUCAAUGUGGAUAAAGUGGGUGAUCUGAGUUUCCUGCUGAAAGCUGUAAGCUAUCGGGAGAGAGUGCUGCAAAGAAGCUUGGCUACCAGGCUCUAUAAUAAGGUUGAGAAGAACAAAGACGAGUUUUUCGGGGCUUGGAACUCCUGUCUCCAUCAUGUCACCGGCCUGGCCUUGGCUCAUAUUCAUCGAGUGACAUUGGAGCAGUUUGCACUGGCUAUUCAAGAAUGCCAGGUUGCAGAAGACCACGCCUUGCUCACAAAAUUCUGCCUCUUGCACGGCACUAGUUUGGUGUACCAGGAGAGGGCUUGGUACCUGGAGCAUAAGUACUUGACCCCAAGCACUAGCAGACAGAUCCGCACCCAGCUGUUGGAGCUCUGCAAGUCUGUCAAGGAUGUGGCCUUGAAGGUGGUGUCGGACUUCAACAUCCCGGCGUGCUGCAUUCAGGCUCCGAUCGCUGGAGUGGCCAACCCGAGGGCCGAAUGGGCCUUCUAUUCCCAGCCGCAGAUUCCGUCAGCACAGAAAAUGCUCUCGAAGCUCUGAGGCCGGCCAGAGUGGACGAGGGAAACCAACUAACUCACUACUAAUGUAUGACUGUCCAAACUGGACAUGCGAACAGGCCUACAUAUGUGGAAUUUUAACAUCUGUAAAGAUAGACUUUGUAUUAUGCCUCUGUUACCUUGUAAGACACCACGUGUGGAGUUAAUUAUAUAUUAAGUCAAGUUCGAUUUCUGUUUUUGUUUUGCUGCAUAUGCCUUAUGUUGUGUCUUUGUUGCCAUGGGAUUCACAGGGAUGUCAGUCAUACACUAAAACAUGAUCCAUAUAGCCUAUAUCUCCAGGCUAUCAGAAUGUUCUGUUAUGUAUGACUUUUUUUUUUUUUUUUUUUUCAUGAAAGGACCAUUUA
This is a messenger RNA of Alosa sapidissima (American shad), 2388 nucleotides long. RefSeq names its product acyl-CoA oxidase-like (gene acoxl). Gene Ontology annotation, cellular component: peroxisome. Bases 75 to 2027 code for a protein of 650 amino acids. Gene Ontology annotation, molecular function: fatty acid binding; acyl-CoA oxidase activity; FAD binding. The record is from RefSeq and is a predicted model, not a curated record. Lineage: Eukaryota; Metazoa; Chordata; Actinopteri; Clupeiformes; Clupeidae. Gene Ontology annotation, biological process: fatty acid beta-oxidation using acyl-CoA oxidase; lipid homeostasis. The transcript has 20 exons.